This is a messenger RNA of Coregonus clupeaformis (lake whitefish), 391 nucleotides long. RefSeq names its product kinetochore protein NDC80 homolog. The record is from RefSeq and is a predicted model, not a curated record. The transcript has 2 exons. NCBI's taxonomy places the organism in Eukaryota, Metazoa, Chordata, Actinopteri, Salmoniformes, Salmonidae. The coding region runs from base 1 to 264 and encodes 87 amino acids.
AUGAGAAAAAUAGAACCCAACAUACUCCAUAGGUACCAUCUUGUCCUGCAAGAAACCAACGAGGAGCGGCGGACUGUGGUUAACAACCUUGCCAGUGUGUUCACCACGGCUGCCAACCACCUGUCCAUUGUGGAGAAAUUCUUGGAGGAUCAACACAAGCGAGUAGACAGGGUGUACACGGAAGCCUUCCGGGAGGAUGAGGUGGACAUUCAGAAGUUGAAGGACAUGAUGGAGAGCUUCAUCACUAAAGCAAACAGCUUGUAGUGCCGCGCGUUACUAUAAAAGCUGCCACGAGCUCUCUAACUCUUUACUUGGUUAUUCAAUUAAUUCCAUUGGAACAAUCCCAGCGGGCAAAACUUGGUUUAAUGACGUUGUUACAACAGAAACUAGU